Molecule: messenger RNA, 5817 nt
Organism: Phalacrocorax carbo (great cormorant)
Lineage: Eukaryota; Metazoa; Chordata; Aves; Suliformes; Phalacrocoracidae
Source: RefSeq, a predicted model, not a curated record
CCUCUUGAGUAUAACUUCUAUCCUCGAUCCUGGAUUCUGCCAGAAGAAUUUCCCCUCUUUGUGGCUGAGUGCGUUCUUGUAUUCUACAGUAUCCUCUGCUUGGAAAAGUGAGAGAAAAAGGUAUGGACUUUAAUAGACUUCUGUACUCUGUGUUACUUUUAAGAUAAUUACCAUAUCCACAAUCCGAUUAAAUCCAUGAACAUCUUUUAAUAUAUACUCUUCAAGUGUGCUGGGCCACGGCCAUGGCACUGCUAGCAACAGUAAAAAUGAAUAAAAUUCCAACAGUACUUCAGCCUUAUUGCUUUAGAUGUAAGACUGAUUUGUAAAAGGAGCGUAAAUUAUCCAGCCAGGUUAGCAAUGACAGGUAGAUAACGGCAAAUAACGGGAAGUAAACUUUCCAAGUGGUGCGCUGGGGUUCUAGCGAUGACUCCUUGGGGAAUGGUGCCUGUCUCGGUUGCAAAGCACCGAUUAACUGAGCAGCGUGUAGCGAUGUGGUGGGUACAUCAGGUUAAAUGCAGAGACCUGCACGCUGUCAGCAGGUGGCACUGCAAAUAAAUACUUUUCUCUGGUUGAACGGUUACUGGAGUGAAAAUGAUUCGGUUUUUGUUCCAAGAAUAACAGAUGUCCAGUAACACACUCCUAGGAGUUUCCUUUGCAUAUGUUCUUCCAUCUGUGUUUGAGAAAAGCAUAGUUUUUGUUAUCAAACAUUAUAUUUUAUGUUGUAAGAGUUUAUGUUCUACUUAAGACAAGUUUGUAAUGUAACCCUCCCAAAACAAGAAAAAAUACAAAAUGAAAAAUUCCAAAUCCACUGUGAACCAUAAAUGGUUCAGAACAGUCUUCACUUGCAGUUUCAUGAGUUCUCAGUAGGAGCUCUCCAGUCUCUUCUGUUGUUUGUUUGUUCAUAGGUGGUUUUGUUUGCUUUACAACCAAGGGACCCUAAUGCUGUCGGAAAUGUCAACUCUCAGACUGAAUUUUCAGCUUAUUGUCAAGCAAGUACGAUACAGCAUUGGUGGUGCCUGCAUGUUAGCCAUACCCCUAUAGGAACUGGCAUACGCUUGAAUACGUGAAUGCCAUGUGCGCAUUUACCUGAGCAAAAGAAGAUUUAGCCCUCUCUGAUACUUCUGGAAGUAAAGCUGUAUGGUCAUGGGCUGCAGCUACUGAGCGUGCAGCCCUAGAUGUGUCAUGCUGAAAUGCUUGUUGCUAUUCUUUCGCUGCUAGUAGUGUUCACGUCCUUUAGGGCAUAGUUAAUUACGAAAAGUCACAAAUUCUGAGUCAGUGUAGGUAUAGGUUAGACAGGAGAAGAUUGUUUGGUGCUGUUUGUAGUAUAGGAUUUUGUUGCAAAGGACUGGGCUGAGAAAUGAACACCUAUGAGAUUUUAUGCCUGAAAUAGAAAUGACUACAGAAAGAAGAAACUCCGUGAGAAUUUCAAGCUCGCUGCCUUCUCCUGAAGCGCUACAAUAUUUCAGUAACAAUUUCUCUCUCAAAUAUUCUUACCGUGCCUCACUUAUAGAUGUAAUUAUGAACUUUUAGUAUACGUUUGUAUCAAUAACUAAAUCAAAUGCUGUUACCUUUUCUCACUUUACCCCAUCCCUAAAUCCAGGUAGAAAGCACUGCAGCUUAUCUAAUAUUAAUUAGCCAGUAAUUGGCGGGAGAGCUGUGCUCCUAAGUUUGUUGGGAAUGACCUUUAUAUUGGGAAAUAUCAACAAAAUGGUAGUUCCCUUAGUGUCAUUUGUAUUAAACUGAAAUGGUGAUAGGUAUUUUUAACAAGGGCUUAAAAGUUAAUUUUACGAAGUAAAUAUAUAUUUACCUAUUUUCAACAUUCACCUAUUUUUUUGCCUUCUAAAACAUUCUGUAUUAAUGUGUCACCGUAACAGAAGAUGGUAAGGAAAUAUCUCAGGUGCUACAGUAAUCACCCCUUCACUAACGGAGAAGAAUCUGUUGGAAUGUGUGUGAUAAGAACUUAUUUCUGAUAGGAAAAUUCCAAUUUCUGAAAAACAACUAGCUUGGGACUCAAACCAGAGCCUUGAUUGCUCUCAUACUCUUUUUGUUGUCUGUGAGGAUGAUGAAUAGGCCUAGUAUGUUUAUUUUUUAAUAAGAUUUAAUUUGGACAGUUUAAUUUCCAUCACAGCAUAUAUUUUUGGUGGUUUAAUCAGAUUUUCAGCUUUUGGAUACCUCUUCGGCAUGGACAUGAAUAUUCUAGUCUUUGUGCUGUCAAGUCUUUUAGCCCAUUAUAUGUGUUUUUUUCAGAACGCUAUAUUCAUUCAGCCUGUGUUUCCUCAUGAAAGGGAAACCCACAACUGAAUCAGAUUUUCAUACCAGUAGACAUCCUAGUCUCCUCUUGCUGUUGACCGUAAAUGGUUAACAUGUUUUUAAAGAUAAUAUCCUUCUGUCAGGCUAAGUACACAGAAAUAUCUCAUAUGAACUAACUUCCUUACGUGACUGACUUUUCUAAGUCUGGACAAGCCUCCUUGUAAUGAGAAUUUGAAAGCUGUAGUUGAGGGGGUUGUGGAGAAUUUGAAGAUAACUGUCAGGAAUUUCCUUGAAGAUCAAGAAACCAUCUGCUUUCUUCAAGACAGUCAAGCUGCUGAAAAACAGGCUGACUCUGGAUUACUGUUCCCCCUUUCCCCACCGUUGUGUCUUCAUCUGCCAUGUGUAAGUUUUGAUGGACUAGAAGGCCUGAAUAAUAUCCAGGCCUUCUGGUCCAUCAGAAAAUGGACUAGCAAGUGAUGGAGAAAAUUAUUUCCUUUCCAGCUAAAUGGAAGGAGUUAAGUGGGAGAUCUAUGAGGCCAGUGAUUGUUGAAAGGCAGGCCUUCAAAAGCAGGUUGCUGCUGCAUCUUUAACAAUAGUCCCCAGAAAGCAUUAUCUUUUUUGAAAAGGUGCUGCUGUAGCAGAGCAGAAGGAGCCUGAGGCGUGAACAACAGACAUGGGAACGGGAGGCAGAUUGCCCCGGCUGGUUUCACAGAGGUUCUUUAUUACUUUCUGCCCCAGUAGAUCAUGACUGGCGCUUCGUACGUGCAACUGCAGUCAUAGUAAGGUCUGCUGAUCUACUUGGACCUAUGUAUUAAUGCACCGUUUAUGUAAACCUGAUCUCCACUGUGGCGUUUUAUCCGUCAAAGUGACCUAUUUUGAAGAAGGAUCUUUCACUGAGUUCGGAUGAUGAAAGACAGCGAUCCAUCCUGGAAGCCCACUUUUAUUGUAAAACCUGAUGGAGGGUGCCAGGGGGAUGGAAUCUACCUCAUUAAAGACCCAAGUGACAUCAGACUGACAGGAAGCGUACAGAGCCGGCUGGCUGUGGUCCAGGAAUAUAUUUGCAAACCACUGCUUGUCGACAAACUGAAAUUUGAUAUUCGUCUUUAUGUCUUACUGAAAUCUUUAGAACCCUUAGAGAUUUAUAUAGCCAAAGAUGGACUUUCUAGAUUUUGUACAGAGCCCUAUCAAGAACCCACUCUAAAAAAUUUGCACCAGGUUUUUAUGCACUUAACCAACUAUUCACUAAACAUCCAUAGUGGGAAUUUCAUCCAUUCUGACAGCGUAAACACUGGCAGCAAGAGGACUUUUUCAAGCAUUCUGUGCAGACUGUCUUCCAGAGGAGCUGAUGUCAAAAAGCUGUGGUCAGAUAUAAUUGCACUGGUGAUUAAAACAAUUAUUGCACUGACACCAGAACUGAAAGUUUACUAUCAGUCUGACAUACCAGCAGGAAAGCCUGGGCCAACUUGCUUCCAGAUUCUAGGGUUUGACAUUCUCCUGAUGAAAAACUUGAAGCCCAUGUUACUAGAAGUAAAUGCAAACCCCAGCAUGAGAAUAGAACAUGAGCAAGAGCUUUCUCCUGGAGUAUUUGAAAAUGUCCCAAGCCCUGUUGAUGAAGAAGUGAAAGUAGCUGUUAUUAGAGAUACUCUUCGUCUAGUGGACCCUCAGAAGAAAAAGAGAAAAGAUGUCCAGUGUCAGACUUUGGAGCAUGUGUCAGAAGGAAGCGAAGAGCUGUUGGGCGCAGGACCGGCAGACCGACCGGAAUACGACACUACCAAAAGUCCGGAGGCUGGCCUCCCCUCCCUUUGUCUCAAGCAAGUGUUUCCCAAGUACGCGAAGCAGUUUAACUACCUGCGACUUGUGGACAGAGUGGCCGCGCUGUUUAUCCGAUUUCUUGGUGUAAAAGGGACAACGAAGUUGGGGCCAACAGGUUUCCGAACAUUUAUAAGAAACUGCAAACUGAGUAACAGCAAUUUUUCAAUGGCUUCUGUAGAUAUCUUAUAUAUUGAUAUCACAAGAAGGUGGAACAGCAUGGGAAUAGAACACAAAGAAUCAGGAAUGUGCUUGCAAGCCUUUGUCGAAGCUUUCUUCUGCCUGGCUCAGAAAAAAUACAAGUCCCUCCCACUUCACGAGCAAGUGGCAUCGCUGAUCGAUUUCUGUGAGUAUCAGCUGGCUGCCCUGGAUGAAAGGCGCCUGGUUUGUGGCCGUGGGAUCGUGGAGCGCCGAAGUGCAGUAGUUCCUUGUCAGACAGAUGGACUGCACCUUACACCAGCUGCACAUAACCCCUCCUGAGUGGCACAACCACAGCUAGUAAAUGUGCAGGUCAUAGAAAUCAUCGCUAUUAACAGCACUAAUUCACAGAACUGAGAAUUAACCCCAGAUACCUACGUGGUACUGCAGGAGGAGAGACAGACUCUUGAAUUCCUGCAUCUGAUAGUCACAAUUACUUACUUCAGCAUUUUUCUUUACAGUCUUCAAAAAGUCUACUGCAAGCUCCCGUUCUCAAUGACCCUGGCAAUGGCUGUUUACUUCUCUGUUGGACCUACAGUACACCAUGUGUGUAUAUAGAAAAGCAGCUGUGAAGACAAGGACCAAAAUACAGAGGAUGAUAACCAGCCUCAUGGGAUUGGUUGCACUGAUCAAGAGGCACUCUCCUGUCAAAGGAAUUGCAUUGCUUUGCAUGCACUGGAUGUAUCAUGGAAACCGAGUUAGCAGAGCUGCAAUCCCAAAUACCAGUUGUAGACUUCAGAAAACUGAAACCUGGAAUUAUGUUUGUGGUCAAACUUCAGGCUUUGACCCUCUUCUUCGGGUGUCUUGGACUGUAUGUGUUGGAAUCAAUACAGAUGUGGCCAUUGUCUAUAUACUUAUUUUUUAAAGUCAGUCUUAAAACACUGAAAUCGUAUUUUGGCUUCUACUUCUUUGUACAAGUCUUUGCCAUGACAAACACUGUUAAAUUUUUAAAGAAAAACUAAAGAUGUUUAUCCUUUUGCUUCCACAGAACCAAUAAGCUUACACUUAUUCACAGAAAAAAAAUUUCAUUAAGUUGAAUCUGGUGAAUCAAGUGGUGGUUUUGUCUUCAGGUACUAAAGACUGCUUCUGCAAAAAGCUUUACAGUGUAGAGGCCUAAGAGUUCAUUUCAGUUCCAGUGAAACCAGCCCUGUCACUGACUUUAGGCUAAACUAAUUGUAUUCUACGUUUGCUUAUUUUUUUGCCUUUUGCGUGUUUGUUACCCUAUAUUGGCCUGCAGUAACAUGUAGAGCAGAAUUUUUUGUCUUUGCACAUAUUCUUCUUUUUUUCCCUUAAAUAACAGUAUAACUCUGUACAAAUUAGAUUUACACUAUUCAAUGGGAUAUUUUGUCAAGAAUGCUGGACUAGACCGCUGGAGUUGUACAGAGUAGUCUUUAUUUUUCAAGAAAUUAACCAUGACUGCCAUAAUCACUCACAUCUUGGGGGGCCUAAGCAGAACAUGGCACUGGCUGAAAGGACAUGAGCACCUUGGAACUUCAGGGCUGUUCGGUCAAAUUGUUUUCAGUCUCGUAUUUUAUUACAAGAAUAUAUGUCUACACCUGA